Parasteatoda tepidariorum (common house spider) is the source of this 3804-nucleotide messenger RNA. NCBI's taxonomy places the organism in Eukaryota, Metazoa, Arthropoda, Arachnida, Araneae, Theridiidae. The record is from RefSeq and is a predicted model, not a curated record.
AUGUAUAACAAUAUCGUACAUAUUUCGCCAAAUGCAUUCGUUGGUUUAGAAAGUUUGCUAUCCACAUUGGAUCUUAGCUAUAAUCAUCUAAACCGUGUGCCUUACGAAGCUUUGCGUCCACUGAAAAACAUGCAAUGGUUAAAUUUGCAAGGAAAUUCAAUAGAUAAUUAUCAUGAUUUCAAGUGGUCAGAAAUGACCUUCAAACCAAUUUUAAACAGUUUAUUCUUAGGUGGAAAUCACAUCAGCAUUAUAAAAGAAAGUGUCCUUACAGAGCUGAGCAACCUAACCAUACUUAAUUUAGAUGGGAAUUACAUUUAUGAUGUAGACGUUAAUUCUUUGCCAGUUUCACUGUCUUCUUUGUCGUUAUCUAAUAACAUUCUCAAGAAAGUGCCUCUUCAUGCUAUUUACAAACUUAGAAAUUUGAAAUUUCUUUACUUAUCUGGUAAUUUGCUGAAAAGAUUGCCAUGCCCAUUUGUAAUGUGGACUGCAAAGCUAGAGAAACUAGAUUUAUCGAACAACUUGAUAGAAUACAUGCCAGAUUGUGUUUUCAAUGGUUCUUUCCCCAUCAGAGAGUUAACUCUUGAGUUUAAUUUCUUAAGAUCUCUUUCGGCCAGAAGUUUUAAGAAAACAAAACUUGAACGUUUGUCUCUAGCCAAUAAUAGGCUGUCACAUAUUCAUUCCGAUUCGUUUUCAGGUAUAGAAGUGUCACUUACUCAUUUAGAUCUAAGUUUUAAUUUACUGGAAGAAUUUCCUCCAGCACUUAAUGAUCUCAAAUCACUCGUACAUUUGUCUUUGAAAGAGAACUAUUUGAAAGAACUGGGCAAAGAAGAUUUGCAGGGAUGUAGAAAAACUUUAGAAGUGCUAGAUUUAUCAGGUAAUGCUCUGUCUUUCAUUCCAAAGGCUGCGUUAGAGCAUCAAAGGAACCUUAUUCGUUUAAGCCUACAAGAUAAUUUUAUCGCCAAGAUCGAUCAAAAAGACUUUGGUGAAUGGGGUAAGAACCUAACUACAUUAAGUUUGGCGAGUAACAAACUCACGAGUAUAAAAGAAGAGGUGUUUGUCCAUUUAGUGAAACUCAGAGAGUUGAAUUUAUCUUUUAACAACAUUAUAUACUUUGAUAAGAAUGCUUUAUAUCCGCUUAGAAAGACAUUAGAAGUUUUAGAAUUAAGUUCUGCUUUUGAUUAUAGUUUUCAAAACCCAGACGCCAUAACUGCUGAUUUAGAGCGAGUUGAAUGGUUGCUACUAGACAAUAAUAAUUUGUCAAAAAUUAGUUCUUUUUGUUCAAAAUCAUCAAAAAGAUUAAAACAUCUUGAAUUAAGUAACAACAACAUACCGGAAAUUCCUAAAGGUAUUCUUGUUAAUUCUCGACAUACAAUUAUUUCUAUUCAUUUAAUUAACAACAAAAUAAGUAUUAUCAAAUCUGAAACGUUUGCCAAUCUUGAACAUACUUCUAGAAUAUCUUUAAUAGGUAAUGCCAUCUCAACUGUAGAAACAAAUUCGUUUAAAAACUGCUCCAGUUUACAUACCAUAGUCCUUUCUGGCAAUAACAUAUAUUCCAUCAAUGUUUCGGCUUUCGCAAAUAUUACAAGACUUUCUAACUUAUAUAUCCAAGACAAUUAUUUAGAAUCAUUUUCAUUUGAUAUAAUUGAAGGUGCUUCUGCCUAUUUAACUAUAAAUGCAUCUAAUAAUUUCAUUCAAACUUUAAGACCUCAAAACAGAACUUUACAAAUUUUAAAAACACGUACUUUGGAUUUGACGUAUAAUAAAAUUUCAAAUGUCUCAAGAACGUUUUUUGAACCUGUUUCGAAUUUCUUAACUCUUUUAUUUUUGUCGCACAAUCAGAUCUCUCAUUUGCAAUUAGGACCCCUUCCAGAAUUGCAAAUUUUACAUCUAUCACAUAAUCACCUUCUUCUGAUUGAGUUCGCAUUUCACAAAAGCUGCCCGAAACUCCAAAUUUUACAUUUGGAUCACAACAGAAUUUCGCUUCUCAAAAAAGAAACUUUCAUUAACAUGAAGAGCUUACGUGUAUUAGAUAUGAGUCAUAACAAAUUACUAUCUCUUUCUGAAAAUGUUUUUUCAGGAAUUUCCCUGGAGAGGCUUAAUUUAUCAAGGAAUUACAUCAAAUCUUUCGAAUCUUCUGGAAUAAAUUCAGCAAAAAACUCGUUGACAUCUAUUGAUUUGUCCUUUAACAUCAUUACCAUAAUGCCGAACAACGUAAUUACAUUACCAAACAGGAUUCAAGCCUUAAACUUGUCUUCCAAUAGGAUUACUCAUGUCAGUGAGCGAUCCCUUCACGGAUUGGUCCACCUUCUUGAGUUGGACUUGUCUCACAACGAACUGAAGGAAAGAGUCGAAGACAUGUCUUUCACGUUUGUUGCCAAUCUUCGAUUGCUAAACUUGCGAAACUGCAGUUUGAUGAACUUGCCUUUUUUACCUUUGCCAUAUCUCACCGCACUGUCGCUAAGAGAUAACUUUUUCUAUAAUAUAUCUCAACCUACUGUUAAGGAUCUGCGACAACUGAGGUGCUUAGAUGUGAGUGGCAAUUUCUUGCAAGAGAUACCAACGCACCUAUGGAUAUCUAUGGGAUGUCUAGACGAUUUGGAUAUUUCAAAUAAUCCAAUUUCUUUUUUACAUUUUGAUAGUUUCAAAGGGCUAGAAAAGCUUAGAUGCCUGGAUGUAAGAAGACUUUCAUUGAGUCGAUUGGAUUCAAGAACUCUACAUAUCUUAAGAUUCCUGACCGUGUUUAAAACUGACUCGUACCCUUCCGUGAGAUCAUUCCGUCUCCAAGAUUUACUUUCUCAAGCCUCCGCCCUCCAAAGUGUUCUCAUUGAUAUCGAGGAGCCAGUUUUAUCACACCAAGUACAGAGAGCUUUUGGUACUAAACUUCGAGAAUUAGUGAUUACUGGCAGGAACUUGGAAAGAAUAUUACCAGAUGCGUUUGCUGGUCUAAUUACUCACGAACUGACCAUAAAAAUCAGCAACACAGCCGUGACAGAACUACCAGAAGGCCUUCUUAGAUAUUUAACAGACAUACGAUAUCUGACUUUGGAUUUGAGGAAAAAUCAGUUAUCUUCCAUGAAACCUGGAGUGUUGGCUGAAGUCACUGUUAAAGGUGUUAUGACGCAUCAAACACAGCACAUAACUGGAGGUGUGUUUUUAGAAGACAAUCCCUGGAGUUGCAGUUGUGAGCUUCUUUGGAUGGGUGACUGGAUGCGUAGGUGGUUGAGAGAAACAUUUCGGGUUCAUGUUCUUAACGUCGAAGCAUCACUUUAUGUCAACAAUGUAGCCAAAAAAGCAACGUGUUCCUUUAAAAACAAUGUCACUUACUCGAUUGUACACUUAAAAGAAUCUGAUGUCAAUUGUCCCAAAAAUAGUGCCAAGAAAACUUGUCUUUCCUUUUAUAAUAUGCUUCAGAUAAUUGUUUUAUAUUCAUUUUUGUGUAUUCAUCUGAAAAUUUCUUUGUUGUAUCUGUUCAGAGGCACAAGCGGUGUGCUUUUAGAAGACAAUCCCUGGAGUUGCAGCUGUGAGCUUCUUUGGAUGGGUGACUGGAUGCGUAGGUGGUUGAGAGAAACGUUUCGGGUUCAUGUUCUUAACGUCGAAGCGUCACUUUAUGUCAACAAUGUAGCCAAAAAAGCAACGUGUUCCUUUAAAAACAAUGUCACUUACUCGAUUGUACAUUUAAAAGAAUCUGAUGUCAAUUGUCCCAAAAAUAGUGCCAAGAAAACUUGUCUUUUCUUUUAUAAUAUGCUUCAGAUAAUUGUUUUAUAUUCAUUUUUGUGUAUUCAUCUGGAAAUUUCAUUGUUGUGA